Messenger RNA from Zygotorulaspora mrakii, 2043 nucleotides. It is a transcript of the gene PPM2, whose product is annotated as tRNA methyltransferase PPM2. Gene Ontology annotation, molecular function: protein binding; tRNA methyltransferase activity. The record is from RefSeq and is a predicted model, not a curated record. Lineage: Eukaryota; Fungi; Ascomycota; Saccharomycetes; Saccharomycetales; Saccharomycetaceae. Bases 1 to 2043 code for a protein of 680 amino acids. Gene Ontology annotation, biological process: wybutosine biosynthetic process; tRNA methylation. The transcript has a single exon.
AUGGCGGCAUCUAGUAUCGCAACUCCACUAACUGAUAAGCAAAAAAGACAGCUAGAAAAGUUGCAACGGCGCAAAAAAUAUAGUGAUUUAGCAAUCCAAGGCACUAACAACUCAUCUAUAGCAUCCAAGAGGUCUGUUGAAGUUCUGUAUUGCAAGCAAUUAGAAGAGAAUAAAAGCAUUGAUAAUGGCGACGGAUCCAAGGAGUAUUUCAAGUAUUUUGUUCCCAAAGCGCCAAAACGCUCUCCCUGUAUCAACCGAGGGUAUUGGUUAAGAUUGCAUGCAAUCAGGUCGAGGCUGGAGCAAAUUGCAGAUUACACCAACAAAGAUAUUGUUGUUAUAAACUUGGGCUGCGGUUUCGAUCCACUGCCAUUUCAGCUGCUUGACGAAGAGAAUGCUGAGAACCGACACUAUGCAAAACGCUUUUCCUUCUUGGAUGUAGAUUAUGCUGAUCUCAUCAAAAGAAAAACGGAAAUCAUAAAGAGCACACCUGAGCUGGUGAAAAUCAUAGGAGGGUGCUUUGAUGAAAGUAAAAGUAACACGGAUGGGUUUAGUUCAGCGAAGUAUGAGGUGCUCGCGUGCAACUUGAAUCAACCGGAGUCCUUCCGUAAACUAUUGGAAAACAAAAGGCUUUCAAAUCGGGAUCUUGUUAAAGUAUUCAUUGCGGAGGUUUCCCUUGCUUAUAUGAAGCCAGAUCAUGCAGAUGCUAUCAUAUCAUUAUGUGCUACACUGCCGUCAUCCCAUUUCCUUAUUUUAGAGCAAUUGAUUCCUCAAGGCCCAUAUGAACCAUUUUCUAAGCAAAUGCUGAAACAUUUCAUCAAAAAUGAUUCACCCCUACAAUCAGUUCUGGCAUACCAAACUAUGAGUUCUCAAGUGCAAAGAUUUACACGAUUAGGAUUCAAAUUCGUGAAUGAAGGGGACAUGUAUCAGCUGUGGCAAUCGGUGGAUUCGGAUUCAAGAUUACGGAUUCAAAAUAUUGAGCCAUUUGAUGAACUUGAGGAGUUUCAACUUUUUUCACACCACUAUAUCAUUUUACAUGGGGCUAAUUUCGAAUGCGACUUCUCGCAUAAAUUCGUUGAUAGACCAAAAGUCGAAUCAUUAAGCUCUUUGAAUGCACAUUUUACCAAAUUAAAAUACUCAAUCAAUAGAAAAUUUGGUUCAGCUGUUUACGAUGCCGGAGAGGGCAAUAUAAUUUAUUUUGGGGGAUGCGAUCCUUGCAGAGUAAACGAUAUACAGAGAGUUGAUCCUCAAACAGGGGAGAAAAUUGAAAUUAAUUGCAUGAACUCACCCUCAGCUAGGAUGUGUCACACAGUCGUUGCAUAUCCUCACGGGGGUAAACUUUUUCUUCUAGGUGGUAGAAAAGGCCCCAUCCAAGGAUUCUCUGAUACGUGGCUGUUUGAUUAUGAAUCUAAGCAAUGGGAACAGGGUCCUGACUUGCCAGAAACAAGAUUCAGACAUUGUGCAAAAUUCAUAAGUGAAGACCAAAUCCUGCUAUUCGGUGGGAAUACUCGUGGUGCACAAUUCCUGAUAUUUGAACCUGCCUCGCGGAGAUUUAAAAACUGCAAGUUCGAAGGUGCCAAAAUGCUAGAAUCUCCACUUAUAUCUGCCUCCAUGGAUUAUAAUAUAGAGUGCAAUAAAGGUGUAAUAAUCGGUGGAUCACACGACGGCACGCAUGUCUCUAAUACUCUUUUUGUUUUUAGUUGUCGUGGCAAGGAGAUUUCCAUCCUGAAAGAGUUUUCACACCCUUUACUGCAACGGUAUGGUUCGAAAGUCACCUUUUUAAAUGAUCGAGAGAUUUUGAUAGCUGGUGGUACAAGCUCCGAUCGUCUUUUUGGCAGACACAAUGCCAUAAUCCUUGUUAAUAUAGAAACAGAAGACAUCAAAGAAGUACCAAUCGCGCCGGAGAUUUGGGAGCACUAUCCAUUGUUCUUGGUCGGUUUUGAAUUAUUGCUACUCCCAAACAACGAAAUACUUAUUAUUGGUGGUGGAGCGACAUGUUACGGCUUUGGUUCAGUGUGGAAUCAAGGUUUCCAGAUAAAACUCUGA